Messenger RNA from Dromaius novaehollandiae (emu), 2986 nucleotides. It is a transcript of the gene MMGT1, whose product is annotated as membrane magnesium transporter 1. The coding region runs from base 459 to 833 and encodes 124 amino acids. Gene Ontology annotation, cellular component: Golgi apparatus; early endosome; EMC complex. The record is from RefSeq and is a predicted model, not a curated record. The transcript is spliced from 4 exons. NCBI's taxonomy places the organism in Eukaryota, Metazoa, Chordata, Aves, Casuariiformes, Dromaiidae.
GGCGCAAAGGAGAGGGAGUUGCAAGGUAAUAAAGGAAAGGCAAGGGUGCAAAGAGGGGGGUUGCAAGCUUGCGAGGGAAAACAACAGGUUUCAAGGGUGCAGAAAGUAGUUUGCAGGACUGCAAGGAGAGCUUUGCAAGAUUGCCGGGAUAAAAAAUGGCAUUUUAAAAAAGGGCUGCAAAAUGGCAAGCAAGAAGAAGUUUUACGCAGGCCCUAACUUUGCAGGACCACCCGGAUGAGUGUUGGGUUUUGUAUGUGAGGUGCCUUGGAGGGGCACGCGUCAGGCUGCGCCCCGAGCCCGGGGCUGGCGGGGGAUCCUGCCGGGAGAGGAUGCACUGACCCCAUGCCGAGAUGCGUGCAUGGUCUCCACUUGCCCCGGACCGGUCAAGCCUCACCACCAGCAGCCCCGAGGUGGGGUGAGGGCCUGGUCUCCAUUGCCACUGCUGGAAACGGGCAGACAUGUGCAGCCUUUGGGGCAAUGACUCCAGUAACCGCUGCAGUGAUCAGGUUAAAGAUCGCUCUUACAUGAGGUUGACAGAAAAGGAAGAUGAAACGUUGCCGAUAGAUAUAGUUCUUCAAACUCUGUUAGCCUUUGCAGUUACCUGCUAUGGGAUAGUACAUAUCGCAGGAGAAUUUAAAGACAUGGAUGCCACUUCAGAACUAAAAAAUAAGACCUUUGACACAUUAAGGAACCAUCCAUCUUUUUAUGUAUUUAAUCAUCGUGGUAGAGUAUUGUUCCAGUCCCCAGACACAGUGAAUUCUUCUUCAAACCAAGAUGCUUUGUCAUCCAGCUCGUCACUGAAAUUUCGAAAACUUGAACCUCUGCGCCGUUAAGACUUUUACAGAUUAUAAUAAUAAUCCAGGACACUGAGAUGUAAUAUUCAAGCUGGGGAUGUAAACACUUUUUUUAAUUUCUGGAGCAGUAUUUAUAUUGAUCUUCCAGACUUUAUAAAAUAUAUAUAUAUAUAUAUAAAACUAAGGACCUUCUUUGUACACUGUUAACAAAAAUGACUGAAUUGUGAAUUGGCAAUGCAAUGUAAAUUAUUCUACAAUUAUGCUGUGAAACACAUCUUCAAAUUUUCAUAUAUUAAAAAAGUUGCAGCUGACUUCAGUUAAAACAAAAAGCAAGCUAGUUUUUACUGCAUUUAAUAUUCUUUGACAAGAAGGAAUGUUUGAGUGCUAUUUAUUUUCUCAGUUUGCUUGCACUACAGUUUAUGGAACUCCUUCAGAAAUACUGUGUGCACUGCAUCCUUUAACAGCAGAAAAAGGGCAGCAUCUCCUGUUCCUAGAAUGCCUAGGAGACCUGCAUGGUAUAGGCAUGGGAAGUCAGAAGGGUUGCUUUCACUUUUAUUUUUUUACAGUGCUGAGAAAUAGUUGUGUGAAGUUUUUUUCUUUUUUGUUUUCCCCCCCAUUUUCUUUACCAUGUUACUUCCUUGUUUCCCUCCUUUGUUUAAAUGUAAACUGUCCUGUUUUGCCCCAAGUUGCCUGGGAUGUGGCUGUACAUUUGGUGCCUCUGUGGGGGAAGGCAGCUCACUUCUGAUCACAUAAAUAAUCGACAAUGCUCAGCUUGUUUACCCACUGUACUUAUGUUCUCUUUGGUUGUGUAUAUGGGAAUGUUCAUCAGAUGGCUGAAUGGUGUUUUAGUACCUCAAAAUGGCACCAGAUACUAGUUCCUGAGUCAUCUUCUAUGAGAAGCGUUUAAGUAUCAAUAAGAAAUACCCAUUCUGUAUGUUCCAGUGGUAGGUCCAGCAGCUGUAGCUGUUCACUGGCAUUAGCACAGUACAGGUAAUCAACUGGUCAUGGUACAACUACCCCUUUUUCUGCCAACAGAGCCUAUAAAAUUGAUUUCUUUUUCCAGCUGAGCCCUUAGUUGAUUUAAGAUGACUGUCUUGAUUAUAUGUACUAGGACAGAUGUUAUGGUCCUUAACUUUUACUGACUUCUAAAUUCUGAUCUCCCCUUAGGUGGAGAGAGGGUGAAACAAUGCUUUUUUUUUUUUUUUGUCAGUCUGGCAUUUCAGUCCAGCAGUGGAAUACUCUUCUCCCACUUACCUGACAUAGCCAAGAGAUGGUAGUUUGAGAUACCAGUGGGGCCAAGUAGAAGUUUGCAUAGUCUGAGGAUGUUGCUCUGGCUCUGUGCAAAGUCAGCCUUUUGUCCUAGCAUCUGUUUUUUUAAAUUGUUUAGAACUUUCAAAGGCGAAAAGCUUAGCAAAGAUACUGUGUAAACUGAAGCCCUUUUUCUAGCUCUGCCCAUCCUAUGGAGUGGGUCCCCCAGUGCUAGGGCAAUAUCCAUAGCUGCUGCUCUACAAUCACUCUUAAGCAUCUGGGUUUGGUUAGAAAAGGUUACUCUGCCAGCUGAAAGCGUUAAAGCUGCUGGAUUACUUCCUAGUGUUCUGGCUCCCCUGUAGCUGGUGUCACAAAUCAGCUCUCAUAUGAUAGCUGCUGUCACCAAAAGCCUCUAAAAUAGUAAGCGUCAGGGCAGCGCUGUUGCAGGCAGAGCUCUUUCCUUGGGGAAGAGGGCUGCCGUGGUGGCAGGCACAGCGUGGAGGAAAUGGCUGAACGCGGGCCAGGUGACCUUGCUGGUCGCAGAGGAAAAGCAGCAGACAGAAUUUGCAGAGGGAGAGAGAAGCAAGGCAGAAAGUCAGUAACCACUGUACCAGACUGAUACUGCAACUGUGGCUGGCAGGGAGCCACAUGUAGAGGGCCUCUUAGAGCAGGGCUGCUCACCUGUAAUGUCUAAGAAGCCCCAUCUGCGCUACUGUAAGGCUGCGUGGACCUGCCCGAGGCAAAAGGUGCUGCUCCGUUGGAGAAAACCUGUGUCUUAGACCGAGUCAUGCCAGGAGGACCCUGUUGGCUGUGCCAGGUCGCUUUCCUUGCGACAAGCAGCCUUACUCUUCAGCAGCAAUGGUUAUAUCACAUAACAAAGCUGUACAAAUUAUUUUUUCUUAUUGAUCUUGCAAUGUCCAAUAAAAAUUGAUAUCCUUAAAGCA